Messenger RNA from Plasmopara halstedii, 165 nucleotides. RefSeq lists its product as uncharacterized. The transcript is spliced from 2 exons. NCBI's taxonomy places the organism in Eukaryota, Oomycota, Peronosporomycetes, Peronosporales, Peronosporaceae. The coding region runs from base 1 to 165 and encodes 54 amino acids. The record is from RefSeq and is a predicted model, not a curated record.
AUGGGUACUCCUGUGUUAGAACAAAAAAGCGAAUUGGUGCAGGCACAUAGGGGCGACAUCUUUAAAGAAUUGCAUAGGAAUGCAAAGUAUUCUUUCGUGGACGUGAUAUCUGCAACAGCUCUGGAUCGAAAAACUGGUGCUAAUGAAAGCGGAGAGAUUUUCUAA